Molecule: messenger RNA, 1748 nt
Organism: Astrephomene gubernaculifera
Lineage: Eukaryota; Viridiplantae; Chlorophyta; Chlorophyceae; Chlamydomonadales; Astrephomenaceae
Source: the annotation of a GenBank genome assembly
GAGGGGCGGGUGGCUGCAGCGGCAGUAGCAGCUGCUGCUGCUGCGGGCGAGGGCGAGCGGCAGCAGCUGCGUGAGGAGGUGGUGCGGCUGCGAGGGGAGCUGCGGGCGCUGGCGGAGAGCGGCAGGGCGCAGGAGGCUCCCGCCGCCCCCAGCGCCACCGCCCUGGAGCUGCAGCACUCCCUCCGCGAGGCGCAGGGCGAGCUGCUGCGGCUGCGGGCGGAGGUGCUGCACCUCAACGCGGCGGCGGCAGCGGGCGCACGGGAGCAGCAGGCCACCGCGGCAGCGCUGGAGGAGGCCAAGGCCAGGCUGCGUGAGCAGGACUCGCUGCACGCUGCGCUUGUGAGCUCGCUGCGUCAGCAGGAGGACAGCAGCCUGGGGCUGGUGGCGGAGCUGAGCGCUAAGAGGGUGGCGCUGGAGGGGGAGGUGUCCAGCCUGCACCAGCAGCUGGGCGCCCUGCGCAACCAGGUUUCGGAGCUGCUGGCGGAGCGGGCGGAACUGGAGGGCGCGCUGAAGCAGCGGGAGCAGGAGCUGCGGGCGGCAAAGGCCAGCAUGCUGGAGCAGGGAGCCGACAUCCGCAGCGCGCUGUCCCUCAUCAACCGGCCCCAGGGCGCGCCGCCGCCCCCAGCCGCGGCCCCCACCGCCAUGGGCGGGGCCUCACCCGCGGUAGACGCGCCGCCUGCCGCACUGCAAUGGAAGACCCUGCCGCCACCACAGCAGCAGCACCAGCAGGCCGCUGCACCGCAGCCGCUGGCAUCAGCGGCGACGACAGCGGCAGGCGCAGCCACCGGAAAAGGCUCGUUGGACUCAGCACUGGCGGCAGCGCUCGCGCCGUACCAUAACGCCAGCGCCGCCAUUGGAUCCGCACUGGCGGCGGCGGCCGCCAUUGCGCCCAUGCCACCGCCGCCGCCGCGGCCAUCGGCCCACACGGGUUCGGGUUGUGGGUCGGCGGGAGGAGCCGGCGGCAGCACUGGGGUUGGGAGCGGACCAGGAGGUGCCGGCGGUUGGCUGGCGCCUGCGGCAGCACCCGCUCCCAAUGCACUUGCGUCCCUGCCGCCGCCGCCGCCACCUCAGCCAACACAGACGCUGGUACCUGCAACGCUGCUACCGCACCAGCAACAUCAGCAGUCUACGCAGCACCAGCAACUCUGUCAAGCACAUGUGCCGCAGCUCCAGCAACCCUACCAACCGUCGCUCCAGCAACAGCAUCCCCAGCAACACCAACACCUCCAGCCGCAGCAACACCAGCAGCAGCAGCAGCAGGCCCUAGCAGCUGAGCUGGCCGCAGUGCUCAGCCAGUGGUCAGGACUGGCCCGCGGUGGAGGGGCCGGGCGGCUGGGGUCUGAGGACCUGGCCCACGGAGUCCCCGCAACCGCACCACCUCAACCCGCCUCCAUGGCUCCGACGGCAGCAGCAACAGGGGCCGCAUGUGCACCGCAGUACGCAGCAGUCCCUCCUCCCGCUGCGGCUGCGGCUGCUGCGGCUUCGGCUGCCUUCGCCCCGCCCCACAGCGAGGGUUUCCUCGCCCCAGGAGCGCUAGCACGUGGUGGAGGCGGCGGCGGCGGCACGGGUUUCGACCCGGGGCGUUACGCGGGCCCCUCAGCUGCUGCUCCUGCGGCACACGAGCUGUUACAGCCGCAGCUGCAGGUGGGGCGAGCGGGUGCUGCUGCCAGGGGCUUCAGUGCCGAGGAGGGAGCUGAGGAACUGUACGGCGAGGACGGCGCAGCUGGAGGCAACGGCAGCGGUUGGCG